UUGAGGUUAUGUAAAGUACCUGUAGAGAUUUUGAAAAUUUUAUAUACUAUCUAUUUUUUUCCAAAAUGUUGGACGGCGUGAAACACAUUAUUUUGGUUCUCUCUGGUAAAGGAGGGGUUGGAAAAUCUACCGUUAGCACACAGUUAGCAUUAACUUUAAAAGAAAGAGGCUACAAAGUCGGUUUAUUAGACGUAGAUUUAUGUGGACCAAGUAUACCUUAUCUGUUGCAACUGGAAGGCAAAGAUGUACAUCAGGCCGAUGGAGGAUGGGUUCCUGUUUACGCCGGAGAUGAUCAAAACUUGGCAGUCAUGUCUAUCGGAUUUCUGUUAAACAAUAGAAAUAGCGCUGUGGUUUGGAGGGGUCCGAAAAAAACGGCAAUGGUUAAACAGUUUCUUACAGAUGUAUGCUGGGGAGACUUGGACUAUUUGAUAAUAGAUACACCACCAGGGACGUCAGAUGAGCACAUAACAGUAAUGGAGAAUUUAAAAACGGUAAAAUGUGACGGUGCAGUAAUAGUAACAACUCCACAACAAGUAUCGAUAGAGGAUGUCAGGAAGGAAAUAACUUUUUGCAGAAAGACGGGAAUUCAUAUCUUAGGAUUGAUUGAAAAUAUGAGCGGGUUUGUUUGCCCUCAUUGUACGGAGUGUACGAAUAUCUUCAGUAAAGGAGGCGGCGAGUCUUUGGCGGAGUUGGCAAAAAUACCUUUAUUAGGAUCACUUCCGAUUGAUCCCAGGGUUGGACAGCUGCUGGAGAAAACGUGCGUUAAAGAAAUUCCUGACUCUCCCUCUGCGAAAGCAUUCAACGGUAUUGUAGAUAAAUUAAUUAUUACUUAAGAUGCAAAUUAAUUAUUAUGGAAUCUUUAUAUUUUUAUUGAUAUCAGUUGUGUAUAUAUAAUACAUAUACCUAUUUUA
Molecule: messenger RNA, 911 nt
Organism: Anoplophora glabripennis (Asian longhorned beetle)
Lineage: Eukaryota; Metazoa; Arthropoda; Insecta; Coleoptera; Cerambycidae
Gene: Nubp2
Product: cytosolic Fe-S cluster assembly factor NUBP2 homolog
Exons: 5
Coding region: 66-833 (255 amino acids)
Biological process (GO): iron-sulfur cluster assembly
Cellular component (GO): cytosol
Molecular function (GO): 4 iron, 4 sulfur cluster binding; ATP binding; ATP-dependent FeS chaperone activity
Source: RefSeq, a predicted model, not a curated record